AUGGCAACUCCUUGGCCAAUGAGAAAAAAGAGGUCCUCCCAUGGCUCUGCCCCUCUUGCUAGAUGGUCCGCACCCUCCUUGAUGCUCCAAUGGUUGCCGUGGGUGUUGCUAUGGCUGCCGUGGCUGGGCCGAGCUGAACUAGUGGGCAGUGGAGGACAGGGGAGUAAGACCCUUCCCGGCUCACCAUUCUCUUCCUCCUCCUCCUCACCAUGGGCAUUCAAUGCAAGGCAGAGCAGAGGGCAACUGGAUUGGCUUCUGUCAGAAAAAGGCCCAUUCCACCGCUGCCCAGAGUACACCGAGUUCAGAGAGCGGUUCCAGCAGGGAUUUUCCACAAGAUACAAAAUCUACAGGGAGUUCAGUCACUGGAAGGUGAACAGCCUGGCGACAGAAAAGAGAGAGUUCCUCAAAGCGCCGUUGCCGCUGGCACCAGAGUUCCUACGCAACCUGCGACUGCUGGGGCGACGGCCAACCCUGCAGCAAAUCCACGAGAACCUCAUCAAGAAGUAUGGGACCCACUUUCUUGUGUCUGCCACCCUGGGAGGAGAGGAGUCCCUGACCAUUUUCCUUGACAAGCAGAAGUUGAGUAAGAAGUCAGAGGGGAGCAGUAACAGCUCGGUGGUCUCGCUGGAGCUCCUCCAUCAGCUGGCGGCUUCGUAUUUCACCGACCGAGAGAGUACCUUGAGAAGACUGCACCACCUCCAGAUAGCCACGUCCGCUAUCAAGGUAACCGAAACAAGGACCGGUCCUCUCGGCUGCAGCAACUACGACAGCUUGGAUUCAGUUAGCUCAGUGUUGGUGCACAGCCCAGAAAAUAAGAUUCACCUAAAGGGUUUACAAGAUGUUCUCCCAGAGUUCCUGCGCGGGCGUUUUGUGGAGGCCGCCCUCAGUUACGUGGCGUGUAACUCGGAGGGCGAGCUGCUGUGCCGCAACAACGACUGCUGGUGCCGAUGCUCUGCCCGCUUCCCAGAAUGCAACUGUCCCUUCACUGACGUCAAGGUCAUGGAGGAGAACCUGAGGAAAAGUAAAGAGUCCUGGAGCAACUUUAAUGACGAAUUCAUGGAGUCAGACGAAUUCAAAGCCUUCCUGAAGCGCUUGCCCACCGACCGGUUCUUGAAUGUGUCGACAAUUUCGAAGUUUUGGAUGGCCGAUCUGCCCCUUCAGAAGCGUUACACCCAACUGGAGUCCAGCACUGCCAUGGUCUUGGGAAAAGCCCAGAAAAUUAUCAGGAAACUGUUCACCCUGAGCAAACGCUGUCCCAAACAGCCCCACAUCAGUCUGCCCCGUGAGAGGCCUGUCAGGUUUUGGCUGAAUAGGGCCCAGUCUCUGCUCUAUUGCAGUGAGCAUAAUGCUCUUGGCUCCUUCUCUGAAGAGGUCCAGAGCUGCAGCUGCCCUGUGGAGCAACUCUCCUGCCAGGGAGUCAUUCCCUGCUUUGUGGGUGUUUCCUCCACAUCAUGUUCCUCCUGUGCUGCUGACAACGUGACCCGCUGUGGUGCAUGUCACCAUGGCAGCCUCCUUCUCCUUGGUUCCUGUCGGCCCAGUAUUGCAACAUCCCUGGACCACUACCUGAACUUUGACCUGGAUAUGCCUGACACUGAGGUGAGGUAUCUGCUUCAGCGUCUAGACAGCAGGAUAGAGGUUCAUGCCAUCUACAUCAGUAAUGAUGUCCGUCUAGGCAGCUGGUUCAACCCUGCCUGGAGGAAAAGGAUGCUGCUCACACUGAAAAGCAACAAAAACAAGUCCAAUCUCAUUCAUAUGCUCAUGGGCAUCUCUUUCCAGAUUUGCUCUACUAAGAAUUCAACACUGGAACCUGUGCCUGCAGUUUAUGUGAAUCCUUUUGGGGGCAGUCACUCGGAGAGCUGGUUCAUGCCGGUGAAUCAGCCCGAUUUCCCUGAUUGGGAGAGAACUCGAUUGGAUGCUGUGGUCACAUCCCAGUGUUAUAACUGGACACUGUCCCUGGGCAACAAAUGGAAGUCCUUCUUUGAAACAGUACACAUCUACCUAAGGAGCCGAAUUGUCACCGAUGACCCAACAGUCAAUGAGACGCUCUUCUACGAACCAUUGGACCUGGAUGACCAGACAUCUAACCUAGGGUACAUGAAGAUUAACACACUGAAGGUUUUUGGAUACAGCAUGCACUUUGAUCCUGAGGGCAUAAAGGAUUUGAUCCUCCAGCUAGACUACCCCUACACAAAGGGCACUCAGGAUGCAGCCUUUCUGAUGCUGUUAGAGAUGAGAGACCGAAUCAAUCGGCUAUCGCCGCCUGCACCACAGCCAUUGGACUUGUUCUCAUGCUUACUGCGCCACCGGCUCAAGCUUUCAGCUGGCGAGGUUGCAAGGAUCAAGGAGUCCCUGCAAACCUUCAAUUCCAAGUUGCCAAAUGCCUCUCCUGAACCUGAGCUAGCUCAGCUGUGCAGCUAG
This is a messenger RNA of Lampris incognitus (smalleye Pacific opah), 2418 nucleotides long. It is a transcript of the gene brinp2, whose product is annotated as bone morphogenetic protein/retinoic acid inducible neural-specific 2. Gene Ontology annotation, biological process: negative regulation of mitotic cell cycle; positive regulation of neuron differentiation. The record is from RefSeq and is a predicted model, not a curated record. Bases 1 to 2418 code for a protein of 805 amino acids. NCBI's taxonomy places the organism in Eukaryota, Metazoa, Chordata, Actinopteri, Lampriformes, Lampridae. The transcript has 8 exons.